AUGACUUACAAGGCUGGAGAUCUUGGUACAGGGAAUAUGGAUAAUACUAGUCACUCGAGCAUUGUGAGUAUUGGUGAUAUUUGUUUACGGACAGAGUUGGGACAUCAGUUAACACUGAAAGAUAUUUUCUUCAUGAAAAGAGCCAUGGCAUUGCUGUUAAUCUGCAUAGCAGCAACCUUCACAACAGUGACAGUAGAUGGCUCCUCAAAAGUCACCAAUGUCUUUGUUAUGAUGUCAACAGUAACCGAUGAAGAUGAACAUAAUGAAGAAGUCAUUGAGGAAACCACUGACAUGAAUGGUAGUAAUGAUGAUGAGACUGUUUAUGAUGUUCCUGAGCAGGGGGCAACAUCAUCAAGAGGAGCCAGAAGAGCCCCCAUUAAGAAGAGAACCAAGGUAGAUCUGUGUGUUUAUUUCAACAGAUUUUCUAAUGGAAAGUUUCUAAUCCUUUUACUUUAUGUUGAUGAUAUGUUGAUUGUAGGACAUGAUGCUCAGAUAAUAGCCAUGUUGAAGAAGGAGAUGUCCAAGACAUUUGACAUGAAGGACAUGGGUCAAGCACGUCAGAUAUUGGAAUACAAAUUACUCGUGGUGGAGAAGGACUUAGAAGGAGCAAUAGUAUGGUUUUGGAAGGUAAUAAAUGAAGGAGACAAAGUGGAAAGUGCACUAAAAGAUAUGGCAGUUGUGAUGAAUCAAUUGGAUCGAACUGAAGAAGCCAUUGAAGCUGUAAAGUCCUUUAGACUUCUUUGCCCCAAACAAUCCCAACAUUCAAUUGGCAAUGUCCUCAUUGAUUUGUACAAGAAAUGUGGGAAAGUUGAUGAGCAAAUAGCCAUGUUGAGACAUAAACAUAGGAUGAUUUAUAAUGGUGAGACUUUCAAUGGAAAACCCACAAAAUCUGCUAAAUCUCAUGGCAAGAGAAUCCAGGUUUCAGUCAAGCAAGAGACUUCAAGAUUAUUGGGAAAUUUAGGAUGGGCAUACAUGCAAAAAGGGAAUUACAUAGUAGCUGAGGUUGUGUACAAGAAAACCCAGAUGGUUGAUCCUGAUUCCAGUAAGGCAUGCAUCUUGGCUCAUUGCUUGAUCAAGAAAGCGCGGUUUGACGAAGCUCGGUCCAUUCUUGAAGAUGUUGUCAUUGGAAGGUUGGCUGGUAGUGAUUUAAUCAAGAUUAGAAGUCGGGCUGAGGAGUUGCUGUUGGAGAUCGAUUCGGCUCAAGCCACGGAUUUGUUGACUAGCGAAUUGGGCUUUGUAGGUGGAGAUAUAGUUGAUAAGUACUCUGCGAGUUUCAGGUGGAGGCGGCUUCCUAUCUUUGAGGAGAUCUCCCCAUUAAGAGAUCAACUAGCUUGUGUGUUUCUAAAGAGUGUAGAUGGGAAUUAA
Impatiens glandulifera is the source of this 1365-nucleotide messenger RNA. RefSeq names its product protein SULFUR DEFICIENCY-INDUCED 1-like. Gene Ontology annotation, molecular function: protein binding. The transcript is spliced from 7 exons. The record is from RefSeq and is a predicted model, not a curated record. Lineage: Eukaryota; Viridiplantae; Streptophyta; Magnoliopsida; Ericales; Balsaminaceae. The coding region runs from base 1 to 1365 and encodes 454 amino acids.